GAGCAAGUUCAAAUUCGCAGUAAACACCAACAGGUUUUUUGUAAAAUACACGACUAUUUGUGAAUCGCUUUAUAAACGCUGUCAGUAGCAUAACAAUAACAUUGUGACCGGCAAGCUUCGCCACUAUGGAGCUCUCGGGUGUAAUUGUGUUAGCCCUUGGCCUUGUAAGCUGUGCGACAGGCACGCCUUACGGAUACGGUGUGAAAAGUGGUGCGAAAGCUGACGCAAACGCAGCAUCCGGCGCAUUCGGAGGCGCUCUACCCGCUAUCCCACUUAGUAUUCCCAGUGGUGGUGGAUUUUCGGGGAGUUUCUCCAAGUCAGCUUCGUCAAGUUUUGCUUCUUCAAGUUCAAGUUCAAGCUCAAGCUCGAGUUCAUUCAGUUUCGGCGGUACCGCAGCAAACGGCGUAGCGGGAAAUAGCAUACCGUCGACAUUACACGGUUCGCCUCAUAAUGGAUUCGGAGCUAGUGGAUCAAUUGCACAAGCUGCAGCUGGUGCAAGUGCCAUCGCAGGAUCUUCAGCACUCUCGCAUAAUAUUGGUGGCUUGCCUUGUGCAGGAAAUAACUGUAAUACUGCUGGUGGCACAAACAAUAAAUGCACGUCAAAUGAGUGCGGAUCGAGCGGCCAUCAACCUAAUAUAAAUGAUAAUAAGAAUUGCUUAUCAGGACAUUGCCAACCAUCUUCAGGUAUACCUAAUAACUAUGGAGCGGAUUUACAAACAGCAAACUCUCCGUCAAUUCAACAACAAACGGACUUGGACGAUUUUGAAGUUAAUAUUGGGGGAAAAUCGAAACCUAGCAGCAAUUUAAACCACGGCCACACAUCUGGUUUUGAUGCAACUGGAUCCCGGAAUGACUGUUCCUACGGAAAAUGUGAAUCGAAUAUUAAUUUAGCAUCCCAUACACCUUCGACUUCGACCCACCAUAACGAACAACCCACAACGAAAAACUGUGACUCUCCCAAUUCGGGGUGUGAUAUUUUUAUUCCUCUCGCACCCUCAGGAAGUGCCGCUUCAACGAACCCACAACAGCCUGCUACGCAUUUAACUACUCCUAAUAUUGGACCAGCUUGUGCCACUCACAAUUGCAACCCUGCUUUGACCGGUGCGAAUUUAAUUAACGGAAAACCAUCAAGUUAUAAUGUCCCUAUUCUUGGCGGAAACCCAGGCGAAGCAUCACCCAAUUACAAUAGCAAUACCCAGCUCAACGGACCCUUGUAUAAUUUACCGUCAAAUGCACCACCAAAAUCCGUUAUAACGCCCAAAAUCCCCAGCUAUUCUGAUGGAAUUUAUUCUUCUCCAUUACCAAUAAGCCCCGCUGGAUCUCCAGGUUGUAAUGGGGCAAAUUGUGAUUCGUUAAAUAGCCCAACUUAUCAAUCUCCAAGUAGUCCUUCUUGUAGCACACCUAAUUGUGAAGUUCGUCCUAUUUCUUCAGGACCCAGUUCACAAGCUGGCUUGAUAAAGCCUGGAACUGUUUCUGCUCCAACUCAGUCAGCUUCAUUUGGUGUAUCAGACACCGAAAAUAAUUCAGGCCACAAUGCUUAUUCUGGGCAUACUGAUGGAUUUUUAAAGCCAAAUCCUAACAAUCCUACCGCAAAUGCAGGGCCACUUAAUGUUGUGGCCCAUCCGGGAUCUUCAGAAACACCAAAAACUAAUGUUUUGUCACCUAGUCAAAAUACUCAGGGAUAUACGAGUGGAUUUGGAGUACCUGCGGGGUCAAUUGAUGCCGGACAUAAACCAAACACUGGAUUUGGAACAUCAGGUGCAUUUGGACAUGGCUUAAAUGAUGGUUUAAAACCGGGUUCAAGUGUGUCACCUUCUAGUCAAAAUAUUCCUUCGUAUACUGGAGGGUUUGGAGGUUCAGCGGGUACCUUUGACACACCUACUAACUCUUAUCACCAAUCUAAGCCAACUAAUGAAAAUCCAUCAUCUGUACCAAAUACUGUACCACAUAAAAAUGAAAUAUCGGCCAGUCCUGGGCAUGUACAUGGCUUAAAUUUAAAACCGGGUUCAAGUGUCUCACCUUCUAGUCAAAAUAUUCCUUCAUAUACUGGAGGGUUUGGAGGUUCAGCGGGUACAUUUGACACACCUACUAACUCUUAUCACCAAUCUAAGCCAACCAAUGAAAAUCCAUCAUCUGUACCAAAUACUGUGCCACAUAAAAAUGAAAUAUCGGCCAGUCCUGGGCAUGCACAUGGCUUAAAUUUAAAACCGGGUUCAAGUGUGUCACCUUCUAGUCAAAAUAUUCCUUCGUAUACUGGAAGUUUUGGAGGUUCAGCGGGAUCAUUUGACACACAUACUAACUCAUAUUCCCAAUCUAAGCCAACCAAUGAAAAUCCAUCAUCUGUUCCAAGUACUGUGCCACAUAAAAAUGAAAUAUCAGCCAGUCCUGGGCACGUCUCUUUCGGCUUACCAAAGCCAGAUUCUAGCUUAGGUUUUGGUCACAGCACUCCUUCUUAUACUGGUGGAUUCGGGAGACCCACGGGUUCAGCUGACGUGCACUCUGAUGUAGGUUCACAUGAUAAACCACAUGUCGUUGGAGGGGCUCCCGUUACUGGAUUACAUGAAUCAUUCGGCAUUAAGCCUGCAUCUGAAUCUAAUCAUAAAAAUCCUAUAUAUACUGGUGGUUUUGGUGGAUCACCAGGUUCCUUUGAUACAGGCUCCAAAAUCGGCACACAUGUUAAAACAAAACCUACUCAAGACAAAAUACCACCUGGCCCUAAUAUUGCACAGUCUAGCGGUGACCAUAUAAGUUCAGACGUCGUAGCAAACUCUGGGUUUGGAGUAUCGAAUAAUCACAACUUACAUAAACCAAGUGAAAGUCUUAUUCCUCCUAACACUGGUACCCCCAACACGGGAUACUUCGCUGGUGUAAGUAAUACACUAAAACCUGGAUUAGUUAAACCAGUUGAUGAAAAAACAAAGUUACCUCCAUACUUGGGUGGUUUUGGCGGUCCAUCAGGAGUACUUAAACCAAAUGAAUAUGUAUCGCCAAAUAUUCCUACGUCACCUUUAGGUCAUACUACUUGUGCUAGUGGAAAUUGUGGUCCUGCAAUUUUGCCUAGUGGAAAGGAACAUAUUUCGCCUAGUAGUGCUAGCGCAGCGGCAAAUGCGAAGGCGGCAGCUUACUCGGGAACUUUUGGUGGCCCACCGGGCUUUUUAAAACCUUUUGACAAUGGUAAACCUUCAAAAAAUGGAUACGAUGAACAUACUGGAAAAAUUAUAACAGGAGAGCAUGACAAGUCUGCAAGUGGAGUUAAUACAGAAUAUGGCAAUACACUUGCGGUGAAGAAUAAUGAACCUAGCGGUGUGAAUAAGGCACCGAGUGAUUCAGUGAUUGCAGGUACUGCAGGGGCAAAUGCUAAUGCUGCAACUUUUGCCAGCUCUAACGCAUUUAGUGCAAACCAAGGUCUCAGUUCUUCUGGCUGCAAUUCUGGAUGUGGCUCAAAUUAUUCUGGAAAUAACGGAAAUUACCCAUCUAGUCAAGGCUCUUCAACAACAGGUGCUUUAGGAGGACACGAUAGUCUAGUUGGCAAUUUAGCCUCUGCCAAUAGUGUUGCGAACGCAGGCGCUGGGUCUUUUGGAACCGGAAGAAGUUUUGCCAGCAGCUCAGCCUCAGCUCAUGCAUCUGCGGGUGCUGCAGUGAAAGGAGGUUACGGAAGACGAUAAAAAUAGGACGGUAACAUUAUAGCUACAAAAUUCAGCGUAUUGCUUCUCUACUAAAACAUGUAGAUGAAGAAAAUCGUUGUUUUAUGUUAUGCCCAUUGUGAUAUAAUCACGAAAUAAGACUUAUACGAUAACGUAUUUAAGACAUUUGUGAUAAAUUCUUUUGUGAGAUAGAUAGAAUAGAUAGUAAGCUUUUACAAUACAUAUUUUAUAAUAAGUUUUUUAAGUAUUAAAUAUUUUAUAUUAAUUUAAUAA
Messenger RNA from Maniola jurtina (meadow brown), 3917 nucleotides. RefSeq lists its product as uncharacterized. Lineage: Eukaryota; Metazoa; Arthropoda; Insecta; Lepidoptera; Nymphalidae. The record is from RefSeq and is a predicted model, not a curated record. Bases 126 to 3665 code for a protein of 1179 amino acids. The transcript is spliced from 3 exons.